Rangifer tarandus platyrhynchus (Svalbard reindeer) is the source of this 351-nucleotide messenger RNA. Lineage: Eukaryota; Metazoa; Chordata; Mammalia; Artiodactyla; Cervidae. The record is from the annotation of a GenBank genome assembly.
AUGACAGAUGUCAGGUGGGGGCAGCACCCACAGGGAAAGGUGGGUCUUAUUUUCCUGGCAUGGCUGGGGGUGGCUGCUGAGGGGGGUAGAGAAGAGCUAGCAAUUUAUGUCUCGUGUUUAGUGACACAAUUCAGACACGGGGUAGGGGGCGUUUUCUUGAGUGACAGGUGUCACCACGAGUCCCACUGUGGGCUGGCUUCAUGCAGGGGUGUGUGUGCCUGGAAGGACAUCUCCCGUCCUACGCCCCCUUGCCCAGAUCCUUCCCUCACCUGUGGCUGCUUCUCCCAACUUGAGAACACACCAACCUCAGCAGGCAGGCCCUUUCCAGGUAGACCCCCGCCCAUCUUCUGA